Molecule: messenger RNA, 182 nt
Organism: Dentiscutata erythropus
Lineage: Eukaryota; Fungi; Glomeromycota; Glomeromycetes; Diversisporales; Gigasporaceae
Source: the annotation of a GenBank genome assembly
GUGGAUACUCUAAUGAAUAUUAUCCGACAGAAAACACAAUAAAAAUUCUCAACAUUUCAAAUGUACAAUAUAGGUGGGUUGACACAUUCACUCCGCUUCCAGUUGCUAAACAGAAUGCUCAAACCUCAGACAUAAAUAUUAUUAUUAUUAUUGUGUCUAUUAUCGGUGUUAUUGUAUUCAUC